Molecule: messenger RNA, 1329 nt
Organism: Cylindrotheca closterium
Lineage: Eukaryota; Bacillariophyta; Bacillariophyceae; Bacillariales; Bacillariaceae
Source: the annotation of a GenBank genome assembly
AUGGGUCUUCUUGUGCUGUUGCUAAUUCGGGAAACCUGUGCAAUGAGCAACGUUUCAAUCGCUGACGGUCAUUCAUUGGAAUUUAAUCAGACCGACUUUCACGACAACGCUAAUUCAAGUUUGGGGGUUCCUUCCAACCAGAAUGCGGAAUCCACAGUCACGGAAGCUCCCGCAAGCAUGGUUGAUCCAUGUCAAGACUCCGCUUUAUGGGGGCAUGGAGAAAUGAAUGUAUUUGAUAAAAACACUUGGGAAUCCCGUUACGUCAUCUGUGAAGAUGACACCCUUACUCCUUGCUCGCCAGAAGCUUCCUGCUGCGAGUGCAAACUUGUUUGUAUUGAAGGAUCCAACUGCACAGCAACGGGAACAUCUCCGACUGAUGAAGCACCAACAUCUCCCAGUUCUAAGGCUGACCCCAAGAAUUCAGGUAUUCCUAUCCAACCCGGACUCGAAGCAGAAGGAGUCAUGUCUCCAACAUCCUUUACUGGUUCUUCUGGGUUGGAUUUGAUUGCGCUUUUUGUAUCUUUGGUGAUAUUGCUAUCUUGUUGCGUCAACGUUGUUUUCAUUCUCCGAAAAUUAAGGAAACGAGGUCUCGAUUAUUCUCGGUAUCCCAUUCCAGUGGACACUGCAGACGCUCUCACUCGACCGGGUGCCGCUGGAAAGGAUGACCCCGUAUAUGUUGCCAAAGUGAAGCGACACGAAAAUAUCAUUCGCCAGUUUCACUUUCGCACGAUCCCCUUCUCUAAGCAAGCUGCUGGUGAAGCUUCCUCCUCUAACUCUUGGGGCACCAACGAAAGCGGGGAAACCAGUUGCGAUUUGGAAUGUCCCACCAGUCCUGGUAGCGUCCGCAGAAGGCUUCAAAUGCAAAAGAAGCGACCCAGCAAACUUUCCUUUUGGAGGCGACAGGCCCAGAAGGACGAAUGCUGCAUUUGUCUUGAAAACUAUGGUCCCGGCGAUACCAUUUGUGUUCCUAUUGCUAACUCCUGCCAUCAUAUGUUCCAUGAGGAAUGUGUGGUUGCCUGGCUUCAGCAUAAUAACAGGUGUCCUUUGUGUAGGGUGGAUCUGAUGAAGGAGGUGAAGGUUGUGGAUGACCCGCCACCAUCAGUAGACCGUUCCGUGGCAUCAUCAGCCGAGCCACGGAUACCACCAACAGAUACCAUAACUAUAACUCACCACAGUCAGGAAAUGGAAGAACCACAUACAUCCGAGUCUGACGAAGACGGUCAAAGUGAAGAAUCCGACGAAGACAUGGAAGCUCGUCAACAAGCGGCCGAGGAGGCUAGCUUAAACGAUUCACGAGAAGAAGUAGACGGGGAAGAAACAGAGCUUUAG